AUGUCAACCCUCCCAUAUGGACCUACCUGGACUAAACACAAAAAGGCCUUUAUGAUUAAUUGCCCAACUGUAGAAAUCCAUAAAUCCAGGGCAAAUCUAGAUGAACUUAUUCCUUGGGAUCAUCUCGUCCAAAUUGCUAUAACAUUUAUAAGGCCUGCAUCAACCCAUGGACAAUGCGUAGAGCCUCAACCCCAGUCUAAAGUGAAUCAACAAGAACAAACUCACACUUUACCGUCUCUCAAACAAAAUUGGAAAAGAAUGGCUAGAACAAUAUUUCAACAACAAUUAGGAGCUGUUAUCAGUGAAAUGGAAGAAGUGUCCCAAAAAGCAUCGGGUGUUGCUAUUAAGGGUUCUAAUAAGGACAAGAGAGGUCGUAUGGAGGAAACAAGUACAGAGAUUAGCAAGAAAGCUUGCACAAAAGAAGCUCAUUCUAACAAGGUGGUGGUAGCCAGCCUCAAGAUUCAGGGCUCUCCUUUUACAUGGAACAACAAGAGAGACAAGAUGCAUAAUGUGAGAGAAAAGCUUGAUAGAGCAGUAGCAUCGCCAUUCUGGUCACUGUUAUUUCCUAAUGCGACUCUUCUCCAUCUCGAAGAUGUGGGUUUAGACCAUCAUCCUCUAUUGCUAGACACUGAACUGAGUAGGAAAAAGCUAAAGCAGCAAUUCCAGUUUGAUGUCAGAUGGGUAGAGAAACAAGAGGGAGCACUCACAAUGCUUGGAAGGGAUAGGAUAUUAAAGCCAUUGAAAAAGAACUUACGAUGGAAAUCAAUAGAGAAGAACACUUCUGGGUUAAAAAAUCCAGAAUUGAAUGGCUUUACCUGGGGGAUAAAAGCACCAGCUUUUUCCAUGCAAAGGUUAUCCAGAGGAGAUGCAGGAAUCAUAUUGUUGGCAUCAAAGAGAGCCAAGGAGAUCAAAAGAGCAACAUUCUCCAUCAAUCCCUCUAAGGCCCCAGGUGAAGAUGGGUUGACUGGUCUAUUCUUCCAGAAGCAAUGGAAUAUAAUUGGGACAGAUAUCUGUGCUGCUAUUCUAGAAUUUUUUCAGAAUGGGAAAAUGAUUCGUAGUAUCAACCACACAGUCAUCACACUUGUUCCUAAAGUCAAACAAGUUCAAACGAUGAAGGACCUCCAUCCCAUAGGCCUGUGCAAUGUGUUAUACAAGAUCAUCUUUAAAAUUCUCACAAGUAGACUACAACCCUUCAUGAAUGCCAUUAUUGGAGAUGAGCAGAGUGCUUUUACAAAGGGGCAGUUAAUCUUUGAUAAUAUCCUUCUGGGGCAUGAGUUAAUGCACAGCUUGAGACUCAGGAAGCAAGGAAAGAAAUAUGGUAUGGCUCUCAAAUUAGACAUAAGCAAGGCUUAUGAAUGUGUGAAAUGGCAAUAUCUUCAGCAUAUGCUCCAAGUCUUUGGCUUUAAUGACUAUUGGACCAAAUGGAUCAUGGAAUCAAAUAAGCAAACAUUUGAUGAACUCAGGGAACAGAUCAGGCACAAAUUGGCUGGGUGGAAGGAACAACUAUUGUCUAAAGGUGGAAGAGAAGUGCUCAUUAAAGCUGUAGCCCAAGCCAUUCCCAUCUAUGCUAUGUCAUGCUUCAAAUUACCUGUCAUCCUUUGCAAUGAGAUUAAUAGUCUUAUGGCCAAUUUCUGGUGGGGGCAACAUAAGGAGGAGGCAAAAUUGCAUUUAGUUACUUGGAAGAAUAUGUGUGAGCCUAAACGACAGGGGGGACUGGGCUUUAGAGAUCUGCAAGCUUUUAACAUGCCUAUUGUGGCAAAGCAGGGAUGGAGGAUACUAUCUAAACCUAAUUCUUUGUUGGCACGGGUGCUCAAAGUGAGAUAUUUUCCUCACACAUCCUUUUUACAAGCUAAAGCAGGCAGUAAGCCUUCAUCGGGUUGGCGCAACAUUCUUUAG
This is a messenger RNA of Hevea brasiliensis (rubber tree), 1896 nucleotides long. RefSeq lists its product as uncharacterized. NCBI's taxonomy places the organism in Eukaryota, Viridiplantae, Streptophyta, Magnoliopsida, Malpighiales, Euphorbiaceae. The record is from RefSeq and is a predicted model, not a curated record. The coding region runs from base 1 to 1896 and encodes 631 amino acids. The transcript is spliced from 5 exons.